UCGCUGAGUCCACUGCCUCAAACAUCCCCAACUCGUACGUACGUAGUAUUUGCAUUUCGUGAUCCAGCACCAUGUCAGGCAGAGGAAAGACCGGCGGCAAGACCCGUGCCAAGGCGAAGACCCGAUCCUCCAGAGCCGGUCUCCAGUUCCCCGUCGGCCGUGUGCACCGCCUGCUCCGGAAGGGUAACUAUGCCGAGCGUGUCGGCGCCGGAGCCCCGGUGUACAUGGCCGCCGUGCUGGAAUAUUUGACCGCCGAAAUUCUGGAGCUGGCCGGGAACGCGGCCCGUGACAAUAAAAAGACCCGCAUCAUCCCCCGCCACUUGCAGCUGGCCGUCCGCAACGACGAGGAGCUGAACAAGCUGCUGGGUGGGGUGACCAUCGCCCAGGGCGGCGUCCUGCCCAACAUCCAGGCCGUGCUGCUGCCGAAGAAGAGCUCCAGCGCCGCUCCCGCCGUCGGGAAGACUUCCGGCAAGGCAACUAGCAAGGCAUCUGGCAAGAAAGCGUCUCAGCAGUCCCAGGAGUACUGAGCUCUACUAACCCCACCGAUACCGACCUCCAGCGACCCAAAGGCCCUUCUAAGGGCCACCCACCCCUGUAAAGGGGCUGUAAUGUGCCAGCGUGUGAGUCUUAUUCAUGUGCGAGGGAAACGCCGAUAUGCAUAGACUAUAAUAGGGGAUAAUACAUUCACUCCUACUUA
Molecule: messenger RNA, 697 nt
Organism: Pseudophryne corroboree (corroboree frog)
Lineage: Eukaryota; Metazoa; Chordata; Amphibia; Anura; Myobatrachidae
Product: histone H2A
Exons: 1
Coding region: 72-527 (151 amino acids)
Biological process (GO): heterochromatin formation
Cellular component (GO): chromatin; nucleosome
Molecular function (GO): protein heterodimerization activity; DNA binding; structural constituent of chromatin
Source: RefSeq, a predicted model, not a curated record